AACCUUGGUGAGGAGGACGACCUGGAUGAGGACGACCUGGAUGAGGACGGCCUGGAUGAGGACGGCCUGGAUGAGACGGGUGACAUGGGUGAAAAGAGAGCGUCUAUGGUGCUCUAUGUCCCUCUCAGACUCUUCGUCGUGCAAGGUCGACAUGAGAGUGUCAGGAGAGAGGACCACCAUCUUGUCCGGCGUCUCGUUCAUGUGCUUGAUGAGGAGGACAAUCUUCGUUCAAGCAACAGGCACCUUCAGCCAGCCCUCUGCCCGCAGUCUCAACUCACUGCUGACGCCAAGCAACGCCUUGCUUCCUUCCAUACUUCACGACUUGAUUCAGCCGAGCUGGCCCACACGGCACUAGUCCCGAUCGCGAGGGCCAGCGGACUGCAGAUUCAGCAAUUCCACGUGGCAAGCUUGCUUCUGGCCUAUAUAACGUUGUCCCUCUCGCCGCAUGCCGAUGGUGCGGAAGACGACAUACUUCCCUUGAUGACUUCACCAGUCAAAGAUGCUCCAAAGUCGGAGUGUUGCAUCUGUGGCACGCCAAUUGAUUCAGGCGCAGAGGGCGAAACUUGGCGUGGUCAUGCGCAGAUAUGCACCUCACACGAGGGCCAUACAGCCCACAUCAGCUGUCAGAGAGCGCUGCCCGCAAAAGCUUGUCUACGUGUCUUACACUACCUCCAAGAGCCCUCAGAUCUUCUUUCACUAGCGCUGGUGUCUCGAGCAUUCUAUUCAUACGUCAACUACUGUUGUGAAGAGUGGGCUUCUCGGAAACAUAAUCUGCUGAGAAAUUCCCACGUCAAGCCCGGGGUUUGGUACAAGGUAUGGGAACAGGUCGCACCCCGAGCUCGCCAGUCGUUCGAGGAUAGCUCGGAGCAUUUGGUCGCGGACUCACCAACGGAGGCAGAGACUGAGAUCGCGGUGCCGUGCGAGGCUUCGACUUUUCCUACUGGAUUGAUACGGUCAAUUGUCUUGGGAAGUCUUCAAUCAGCAGAGGGCUUGAUAAGUAACAUCGAGCAGCCGCGAAGGCGACCACGAAGGCGCGGGCGCCAGCUGCGACCGUCUCGCACGUCCUAGUAGAACAAGAAUGAGCUCUUGAUGAGGUUUUAAACCCUCCAUCGUGGAAGUGUGAUGUUCGAGUGCCAGGAAGGAGC
Molecule: messenger RNA, 1145 nt
Organism: Microdochium trichocladiopsis
Lineage: Eukaryota; Fungi; Ascomycota; Sordariomycetes; Xylariales; Microdochiaceae
Exons: 2
Coding region: 85-1068 (327 amino acids)
Molecular function (GO): protein binding
Source: RefSeq, a predicted model, not a curated record